AUGGCAGCUCCGCGCGCUUCCUCCUUCAAAGCCUUGCGCAACCUCCAACGCGCAUCCGGGUCGACUCCGGCCAAACGGAGCCUGCACAUCACUGGAGUGCAUGCCUCUCCCCGACUAAUUGAUCCAACUCACAAGACAACCUAUACACCCUGGAACCUCCAGGAUCUUCGUCAGGAAUGCCAGAAGCGAACCCUGUCCGCCUACGGCACGAAACAUGAGUUGAUCGACCGACUUGCAGGUCAUGACAGUCUGCAGGCCCGAGCAUUCUCUAUUGCCAUCAAGCGGAUUGCCGUUGAGCAGACGAAGAAGCCGGUCUCAGGUCCAGCUGAGACAGCUCCCCAGCGUCAUUUCAAUACGUCGCGGGAGUUGAAAGCGGUCCACGACACAUCCACCAUUGACUUUGCCUACCUUCCAAAGCUGUACGACGACGUAGUUGGCCCCGUACCGGCAGCCAUUCGGGUCCCCAUCCUGCCCGACGUCGAUUCCGGUAGUGCUGAAGCAGUGAUGGACAAGUACCCCGAAUUGGACGCCGCAGCAGGUGGAUAUCAAGACACCAAAGGCCACGAGACUGUUCUGAAGCCGGAAAUCUCGACCGUGAACGACGCACUGGGGAGUCCCGCAAGUGCUUUGAGCGACGUGCACGAUGGCAAUCAUGCAACCGAGAUGUCGGUCGAGCAGCUCACGGCGUUGACGGAGACCGUGGGCAACAGUGCUCGGCAAUUCGUGGACACAGUCAAGGAGAAGGACGAAGCAACCAUACGCAAGAUCUGGAGUGGUUUCCUUGAUGACCUGUUUGGCGGGCCACAGAAAGGAGCCAAAGCAUGA
Molecule: messenger RNA, 825 nt
Organism: Capronia coronata CBS 617.96
Lineage: Eukaryota; Fungi; Ascomycota; Eurotiomycetes; Chaetothyriales; Herpotrichiellaceae
Exons: 2
Coding region: 1-825 (274 amino acids)
Source: RefSeq, a predicted model, not a curated record